GCCUCGGAUGAGGUUCCGGGUGACGCCUUUCUAUGAUGGGGAAGGUGUCUACUAUGCCCGGUGGGUACCGCAGACGACGUUGGACUUGGGAUUUUUGGCGAGGGACUCCAAUCCCGUGGAGGACGGCAGACGUCUGGUUGUGAGGGCGAGGUGUACCAGCCUCCAAUUUCUGUGAUGGAGGUGUCCCCCAACGAGUCGCGUCGAAGUCUUCGACCUUUGCCGCAUCGCAGAGAAGAUCGUGGUCAUGUUUUGGGGUACAACCUACCCGAGUGUCGAGUUGUGUUAGCUCGCCUUCCUGAACUAGGCUCAGGGAGUGGCAGGGCUUCUGGAAUCGAAGUCAUAGAUUUAACGUGCUCAGGUGAGGUGCUAUUGUUGUCAUAUGGUUUGCUCAGUUAAGGCUGAUUAUGUUGUUGUUGCUUGCUUCUAUGCUUCUUGUUAGAUGAUGACGCCGCAGCAGUUGGCACGGUGGUAAGUAGUUAUCGUUGAGAUGUCUGUGGAUUGGUCUGUUUUUAUUGAUUUUUUUUUGUUGUUUGUUUGUGUUUUAUUAUUAUUUAUGUCGUUUUUUGUUUGGGGGGUGGUUGUGUUUGUGUUGGUUUAUUUUUUGUUCUUUCUUGCGAGUGGAGAAGUAAUGGUGACAUGUGUGUUUAGGAGGUGGGCCACAGAACUGAAAUGCAGCCGGGUAGUAGUGGUGGAAGAGGGACAACAUGCGGCAGGAAUUAUCAAGUCCAAUAUUCGGGACCGGUGUCUUCGGAGGAGGAGGAGGACUUGGAGGCGUUGUUUGUUAAGGUGAAAUGUGUCCGGAAGGAGAAGAAGUCUUCCACUGGUGCAGGUGAGACCGAGAGGAGCGCCAACCAGGCCGGUGGGAGCGGGAGGGUGAUGGCGGGAGGAAAAACGAGGAUAAAGGCCAGGUCGAAAAAUUGGUUUCGGAGGAGGUGUCCAUGUGGCCAUGUCUUCAUCGCGAGGGACCGAUGGAGGUAUCAUCUGAAGAACUGCAAUGGGGAUUCUUGCAAUAUAGGAAGAUGUCAUCUGAUAGGAUGCCAAGGAAAUCCUAAUCCAGAAGUAGAUUAUCGUCGUCGUAGAUAAGUUUUUGUUGUGUCCAAUAAUGUGCACUAUUUCCAAUAAUUUGUAACUGUGGUUAAUUGUUUGCUGUCUAAAUAAAUUUGACAAAAGUUCCAAUAUCUCCGAUAAUUUG
Messenger RNA from Folsomia candida, 1192 nucleotides. RefSeq lists its product as uncharacterized. Bases 670 to 1083 code for a protein of 137 amino acids. The record is from RefSeq and is a predicted model, not a curated record. The transcript has 4 exons. NCBI's taxonomy places the organism in Eukaryota, Metazoa, Arthropoda, Collembola, Entomobryomorpha, Isotomidae.